UUAUUAAUGUUGAAAAUUCUUGCUAAAUAUUCGUAAACAAAAGAAGUAAAUAUUGGGGGAAAUUAAUUUGCAAAUUUUUAAACCAUAGGUUUUAAUAUGUCAAAAACAAGGCGGGCCACCCAUGCAGGAAGCUGGUAUACAAAUGAUGGGAGAGAGUUGAGCAAUCAGUUGGAAGAGUGGCUGUCUAAAGCUACUCCGUCUUAUUCCCCAGCAAGAGCCAUCAUUGCCCCCCAUGCAGGUUACUACUACUGUGGAGCGUGUGGUGGUCAUGCCUAUGGACAGAUUGAUCCAACCAUCAUAAAGAGAGUUUUUGUUCUUGGACCAUCCCACCAUGUCCGUCUAUCUGGUUGUGCCCUCACCGAUACUUCUACUUACCAGACUCCACUGUACGAUCUAAUUAUAGACCAAAAAAUAAAUGAGGAAUUAUAUGCCACAAAUGCUUUCGAGAAAAUGAAAAUGAGCACAGACGAAGAUGAACAUAGUAUAGAGAUGCAGUUACCAUAUAUUGCCAAGGUUAUGGAGAGCAAACGUGGGCAGUUCACAGUGGUACCAGUUUUGGUUGGUUCCCUGUCCUUAGACAAGGAGAAGCUAUAUGGGUCUAUAUUUAGCCAGUAUCUGGUGGAUCCUGCCAAUUUGUUUGUGAUAUCCUCUGAUUUUUGUCACUGGGGACAACGAUUCCGUUAUACAUUCUAUGACAAGUCCUUCGGUGACAUCUGGCAAUCCAUUGAGGCCUUAGAUAAAAUGGGAAUGAAUGCAAUAGAACAAAUGGACCCUGUUAAAUUUUCUCAGUAUCUAAAAGAUUAUGAAAACACUAUAUGUGGCAGAUACCCUAUAGUUGUUCUCUUAAAUGCAAUAGAUGUUCUACGAAGAAACGGAAAUGGUCACAGAAUGUCCUUUAAGUUCAUGAACUAUGCCCAGUCCAGUCGCUGUAAGAAGAACAGUGAUUCAUCGGUCAGUUAUGCAGCAGGUGCACUCCUGAUGCAGUGAUUGUUAUAACGUAAACAGUGUUAGUGGUCCAUCACUUUACACGAAAUUUUUGAAGUUCAUAUUUUUUGGUAUUUACAAACACAAUUUAAAGUGUAAACUCAUUAUUAGGUAUUAUAUUCCUUGUAUUAAUUUGUCUGAAUAAUGAUUUAGAUAUGGCUAAAGUGAAAUUCUGACUUGCUGAUCUAAAUAUGGCUUGAGUCGAGUAUGAAUGAGUUGCCGAUUUGCAUUUAUUAUGAAGUUGCCUUUUUUCUUUUGUAAUAAAAUGAAUUGAAAGUGAA
Saccostrea echinata is the source of this 1265-nucleotide messenger RNA. RefSeq names its product protein MEMO1-like. The transcript has 8 exons. Bases 97 to 987 code for a protein of 296 amino acids. The record is from RefSeq and is a predicted model, not a curated record. NCBI's taxonomy places the organism in Eukaryota, Metazoa, Mollusca, Bivalvia, Ostreida, Ostreidae.